AUUUUCUAUUUCAUUGUUAUUCUUUUUAUUGCUUGUCAUGUUGUUGGUUAUUUAUUUUAUUGUAAGUUGAAAAAUAUCCAAAUUCCUUAGAUUAUUGUAAUGUUUAAAAAUGUUCAAAAAGAUCUUUAUGUGGAAAAAAAGAUCUGAACAAAAUGAAACUAAUAAAGAUGAAAAAUCAUUAUUUCUUGAGAUAUUUUAUGGUAUUAUAGAAGACGUAUUCUAUUGGAGAAAUUCGUGGUUUUCUUUGCUAUUUAUUUUAAAUCUCCAUUUAAUAUUUUUUGUGGUGUUUUAUCGUCAACAUAACUUAUUACAAAUACUUUGCGGGAUAUUUAUAUUCAUUUUAUGUGUUGAUGCUCUCGAAAUAUGGCUAAAAUAUAAACAUCGUACCACAUGUCUAAAGCGAUUAGCACAGAGAAGUGGAAGCACAUCCUUCAUUGAUGCCAAUGAAAUAUAUAUUUGGACUAAAACGCAAAUAUCGCAUUAUAUUGAGCUACGUGAAGCCAAUCCAACAAAAGCAUUCUUAAUCAUGAAGAUAGUGUUUAGUAUUCUAUUCCUGUUUGGGAAAUAUAUGUCUGGAUAUGUUUUAUUUUAUAUUUUGUUUAUUUCAAUAGUAUUUUUAAAUAAAUAUCUACCACCUAUUAAAAGUUUAAUAUUGAAAAUCCAUCAUACUUCAGAUUGUGAUACUGAAUUUGAAGGACUAGUGCCUGAUGCUUCACAAGCUAAUUUGGAUUUACUAACUCUUGAAACAGAUUUUAGAGUUCUAUCUGAUGAAAAACAGAGUCUAGAUGAUUGGAAUCCCCAUGAUUUGCCCAUGGAAGAUGUUAGUGAUAGUUCUGACAACAGCAGUUCUUUAGUUACUAAUAUUUCGAUGGAAAAACUUAACAGAUUAGAUAAAGAUGUUGAUGUUUCUGAUUCCAGUGAUGAAGAUUAUAUCCCUAAAGAUCAGCACAUUGAACAGAUCCAAACGACACUUGAUAUUCAACCACAAGAUACUUGGACAUCAUCCGCAUAUAAUGCUUUGUCCACAUUAGGUGGUGCUGUAUCAAAUAUAGUGUAUAGACAUCCAGAGGAAAAUAAAAGGAAGAGAUUUACUAGCAAUGACUCAUCAGAUGGAUUUGAAAUGAUAGAUAAAAAUGAUGUUAUGUGAUUUUAUGGUAUACUUAUUAAUUGUAAAUAAAAAAAACAGGAUUGUAGUAUUAAAAGUAUAAUUUUUAGCUUAAAAUUGA
Messenger RNA from Leptidea sinapis, 1226 nucleotides. RefSeq lists its product as uncharacterized. The transcript is spliced from 6 exons. The coding region runs from base 110 to 1147 and encodes 345 amino acids. The record is from RefSeq and is a predicted model, not a curated record. NCBI's taxonomy places the organism in Eukaryota, Metazoa, Arthropoda, Insecta, Lepidoptera, Pieridae.